Messenger RNA from Syngnathoides biaculeatus (alligator pipefish), 2543 nucleotides. It is a transcript of the gene cbsa, whose product is annotated as cystathionine beta-synthase a. Lineage: Eukaryota; Metazoa; Chordata; Actinopteri; Syngnathiformes; Syngnathidae. Gene Ontology annotation, molecular function: cystathionine beta-synthase activity; cysteine synthase activity. The transcript is spliced from 15 exons. Gene Ontology annotation, cellular component: cytoplasm. The record is from RefSeq and is a predicted model, not a curated record. Bases 188 to 1960 code for a protein of 590 amino acids.
GCUCGUGAUUGGCGCAGGAGCUGGCGCAGCCUCCGUCACUACAGCCAAUGACGGUACCAUGAAGAGACGCUAGCAGCUGCAAGGCGGAAGUUGUGCAGUGUGACCUCGCAGCUUCUCGGUUCGCUCACCACAUUUCCGAUCUUCAUCAGGGCCACGUCGCGCUGAACAGGUGAGGGACAAGCCAGCUAUGCCAAGGCCCGCGGACAAAAAGGAAACCAUGCCGUCCGUUCCCUUGUCCAACGAGAGUGCUGUCAAAGGCCCCAUCUGCUCCCACGCUGCUAUGAUGCUCCAACACGCCAACGGCGAAGUCAAACUGCGCGAGGCUUCGGACCUGCCCAACGGGGUUGACGUCGCGCUCGCGGCAGAUGACGACACGGAGCGGAACGCCGUCACUGCCAGGAAAUGGAUCCGUCCUGACCUGCCGAGCCGCUGCAAGUGGAGGCUGGGAGCUUCGCAAGUGGAAUCUCCUCAUGCUCAAGUUCCGAGAACGACUGCGCCCACCAUUCUUCCCAACAUUUUGUACAGGAUCGGUGACACUCCCAUGGUGCGGAUCAACAAAAUCCCCAAAGCGUUUGGACUCAAAUGCGAAAUACUGGCCAAGUGCGAGUUUUUCAAUGCCGGCGGCAGCGUCAAAGACAGGAUCAGUCUGCGAAUGGUGGAGGACGCAGAGAAGGCGGGCGUCCUCAAGCCGGGAGACACCAUAAUCGAGCCCACCUCCGGCAACACCGGUAUCGGAUUGGCUCUGGCUGCGGCAGUCAAAGGCUACCGCUGCAUCAUCGUCAUGCCCGAGAAAAUGAGUAUGGAAAAGGUCGAUGUGCUGAGAUCACUCGGAGCCGAGAUCGUUCGCACACCUACCAGCGCUCGCUUCGACUCCCCAGAAUCUCACGUGGGAGUUGCCUGGCGCCUGAAGAACGAAAUUCCCAACUCGCACAUCCUGGACCAGUACCGCAACCCCAGCAACCCUCUGGCUCACUACGACACCACAGCUGAAGAGAUCUUGGAGCAGUGCGACGGUAAACUGGACAUGCUAGUGGCAGGAGCUGGCACUGGAGGCACCGUUACGGGCAUUGCCCGCAAACUAAAGGAACGUUGCCCCAACAUCAAGAUUAUUGGUGUCGACCCUUUAGGGUCUUGCCUGGCUGAGCCAGAAGAAAUUAACAAGACUGACAAGACCCAGUACGAGGUGGAGGGCAUCGGCUAUGACUUCAUUCCCACAGUACUCGACAGAUCAGUUAUUGAUAGCUGGUACAAGUCCGACGAUGAGGAGUCCUUCAAUAUGGCACGUAUGCUGAUCAGAGACGAGGGCCUGCUGUGUGGGGGGAGCUCUGGCACCGCCAUGGCAGCUGCUGUCAAUGUUGCCAAAGAGUUGAAAGAGGGGCAGCGCUGUGUGGUCAUCCUUCCAGACUCCGUCCGAAAUUACAUGUCCAAAUUCCUGAGUGACAAAUGGAUGGUGCAGAAGGGUUUCCUGAGGGAGGAGGACCUCAUGGUGAAAAAACCGUGGUGGUGGAACCUCACCGUGCAAAGCUUGAACCUGUCCGCACCGCUCACUGUCUUGCCGAGUGUCAGCUGCCAGAGGACCAUCACAAUCCUCAAAGAGAAGGGCUUUGACCAAGCACCUGUGGUGGAUGAGUCAGGGGUAAUCCUGGGCAUGGUGACUCUGGGGAACAUGCUGGCUUCUAUCCUUGCCGGGAAGAUCAAGCUGUCAGACCCAGUCAGCAAAGUGCUCUACAAGCAAUUCAAACAGAUACGCCUUUUGGAUAACUUGGGAAAGUUGUCCCGAAUUCUGGAAAUUGAUCACUUCGCCCUGGUGGUUCAUGAGCAGAUCCAAUACCUGAGUGAUGGCUCUCCCAGUUUGAAGCAGAUGGUCUUUGGGGUGGUGACCGCUGUGGACCUACUCAACUUUGUCACAGGCCGUGAGCGCCGGGAGCGCUCGUUCUCCGAGUCAACGGACGAACUGUGACUGACGGGCAAAAAUGUAGUGCAGUGCUUGCAAGGUUCUCACAGCGUCACAAUGUCUACGAAUGUCAUCAGUUAAGUUUGUCUUGUAUACAAAAAAAGCGAUGAUUGGGAUUCAUACUUGAGUUUUGAAAAUGAAGCAGGCCAUUUUAAUGUUUAUGGGAUUCAUACAAUUUGAGAUUGGGUCAUUUUUUUUUUGUGUUUGAAAGAAUUGGUUGUUAUGAAGUAAAUCUGCCUGCUGUGCAUAAAGAAAGUUAUUCAUGUAGAACAUGCUUGUUUAAUAUUAUUGUAAAUGGUGGAGGCUUUUUGAUCACGUUUGAGAUCAGGGAUAUCAGAAUGAGGACUCUUAGUCUGAAAUUUGUCAGAAAUGAAGAUUAGCCAGGCUGACAAAUGGUAUUUAUUUCUUGUUACAGUAUGCAUGUGUUUACUCCUUUUUGUGUGUCUGCAAAAAACAAAAACAAAACUAGUAUUCUACAUGAGGUCUGUCUUCAUACUAUAUGCUGUUGCUACUUUUGGGGGUAAAAAAGUAUUUUUUAUUUACUCAUUACAUGUAAUCAUGAAUGGUUCAAUAAAGACGUUACAUUCAG